AUGGAUGAGAGAACGAAAAUAGUAGAUGUAUGGGCGAACAACUUAGAGGAGGAGUUUGAAAGAAUACGAGAUGUAGUUGAAAAUCAUCCUUAUGUUGCUAUUGAUACUGAAUUUCCAGGAAUUGUUGCUAGACCAACUGGAAAUGUGUUAGAUUAUAAUUAUCAAACAAUAAAAUGCAAUGUAGAUUUAUUAAAAGUUAUACAGUUAGGUGUUACUUUUUCUAAUGGUAAAGGAGAAUUACCAAAGGUAUCAACAUGGCAAUUUAAUUUUAAGUUUGAUCUUGAUAGUGAUAUGUAUGCUCAAAAUUCCAUUGAUUUUUUAAAAUUAAGUGGUAUAAAUUUUGAAAAGCAUCAAUCACUGGGAAUAGAGUUAUUGCAUUUUGGGGAAGUAAUUAUGUCAUCUGGUUUAGUUAUGAAUGAAGAUGUUAAAUGGAUAUCAUUUCAUGGUUGUUAUGACUUUGCGUAUUUAUUGAAAAUAUUGACAUGCUCUGCUUUACCUCAAAAUGAAAUUGCUUUUUUUGAAUUAUUGAAUGAUUUUUUUCCAUCUCUUUAUGAUAUAAAAUAUUUAUUAUUAAAUUUAAAUAUUAAACAAUUAAGCAGAACUUAUUCUUUGCAAAAAAUCAGUGAAAUUUUAAGUGUAAAAAGAAUAGGAAGACAACAUCAAGCAGGGUCGGAUUCCUUAGUUACAUGUAAAACUUUUUUUAAAUUGAUGGAAUUAUAUUUUGAUAAUAAAAUUGAUGAUAAAAAAUACUCGGGCAUUAUAUAUGGAUUAGGAUCAACUAUUAAGAACUAUAAUCCUAAGUUAGAAGAUAACUCAAAUAAAUUUCAUAACAGUAACAAUCAUAGUAGCAAUUAUUUAAAGAAUAAUAAUAAUAUUUAUAUAGGUGGUAAGAGCAACUUACUCAGCUCUCAAAAUAAUAAUGUGUUAACUAAUUUUGUAGAUAACAAAGAAUAUUCCUCAAAUUUUAAUAAGAAUAUAUCAAAAACAAAUAUUAAAAAUGAUAUGAUGCAUAAUGUUUAUGGAGAUAUGAAUCAAAAUAAUUACAACAGUUUGGCAAAUAUAAGUAAUAUAACCACACAUAAUUACAUUACAAACGAUGUAUAUAGUAAUAACAACAUAAGUAAUUUCAAUAUAAAUAAGUAUUCACCUCAUUUAAUUAAUUCUAUUAAUAAAAAUCUAAGGAUUCCUAUGAGCAAUUCCUUUUUAAAUAAUAAGAACAAUGAUAAUAAUAACAUGAAUUAUUCUACUAAUAUUAAUAAAAACAAUUUAGAUAAUUCUAAAUUAAUGAAUAAUAUUUUUAAUGAUAUUCCAAGAAAUAUAAGCAGUAAUUUAAAUAAUGACAUAAAUAAUUUAGCAAAUGAUAAUAUAACAAAUUUAAACAAUAUUAACAAUGCAAAUAUAACAAAUUUUAAUAAUGGUAUUAUCAACGCUAAUAUAACUAAUACAAGCAACAAUAUGACGAACUUAAAUAAUGCUAUGAUUUUAGGUAACAUAAAUAACUUGAGUAGUUUAAAUAAUAAUAUGAAUAUAAAUAAUUUAAAUAAUAAUAUUAGUUUAAAUAAUAGUAUAAAUAUAAAUAACAUAAAUAGUAAUGUAAGUUUAAACAGUAUGAAUGUUAAUAACUUAAAUAAUAAUAUUGGCAUUAAUGGAUUGAAUAAUAAUAUUAAUGCGAGUACUUUAAAUGCAGAUGUAAACAAUUUAAAUAAUUUAUCAAAUACCAACAUGAGUAAUUUAAAUUCUUUGCAGAGUAAUAAUAUAAAUGAAUUGAAUAAUUUACAAAAUAACAGUAUGCAUAAUUUAAAUAAUUCUGAAGAUAUAGUUAAUUUAAAUAAAAAUACAUAUCAAUCUAACAACAAUGCCUUAUCAGGAAAUGUAAUUGGCAAUAAUUUAUAUUCACCAAGCAUGAAUUUUAAUAAUUACAACAAUACCCAUUCAUUUUUAAAUAACAUGAAUUUCAAUUCAUAUAAUAUAGCGAAUAAUUCUAAUAAUCAAAUGAAUAAUAAUGUAACUAAUUAUGAUUAUUAUUCUUGUUCAACUAAAUAUAAUUCUUUUAACAAUUAUUCCAGUAAUUUAAAUUAUGUAAAUGUGUUAAAUAAUGUAAAUAAUAAAAAUAAUUUAGAUGAAAAUGAAAUUGAUAAAAAAUGUCUAGAUAAUGUAAAUAAUAAUAAUAAAAGUAAUGUGAAUAAAAAUAUAAUGAAUAAAAUUAAUACUGUGCACAUGGGUUAUAAAAAUAUUAUUUCAAAUAAUGCUAAUAUCAAUUUCAAAGGCAAUUUUAAAAAUGUACUAAGUAAUGAUUUACCAAAUAAUGUAAUACAAAGUAAUAAUUUUCUAAAUAAGAACGAUAUAAAUAAUAAUAAUUCUGAUAAUACAAACAUGAUUUCCCAAAAUAUUAAUAUUAUGAAAAGUAAUAAUUGCAAAGAUGAUAAAAAUAAUAGUUUAAGUAAAAAUGUAACUAAUAAUUUAAAUAUUAACCCUCACUGUAAUUUAGUUCAUAUGAGUAAUAAUAGUAAUGAUACAAUGAAAAACAACUCGUUUAUUAAGAAUAUGAAUUAUUCUACUACUAAUAUUAUUACUAAUGUUAAUCAUUCAAAUAUGAUAAAUAGCAACGAAACAAAAUUACCAAAUAUAAAUAAUAAUAAUAGUAAUUAUUCUAAUAACAAUAUUAUAAAAAAUAAUUUUAAUUCAAAUAAUAACCAUAAUAACAAUAUAAAUACAAACAACAAAUUAAAUUACGUAAAUGUGAAUAGCAUGACUUAUAUAAAUACUAGUAAUAAAAGCAAUACAAAUAAUUUAAAUAUUGUUAAUAAUUCAAUAAAUAAAAAUUCAAUGGAUAAUAAUGAACUUAAAAAUAGCACUAAUUCAAAUAGGUAUAAUACAAAUAAUUCAAAUAAAAAUAACAAAAGUUUAAAUACAAUGAAUAAUUAUAAUACCAAUGAAAAAAAUAAUAAUAAAGAUAAUAGCGGCAAUAAAAAUAUUAGUUGUAGUAGUAAUAAAAAUAAUUCUGAUAAUAUUAACGGUGUUUCUAAUGCUAUUACUACUACUACUACUAAUAAUAAUAAUAAUGAUAAUAAUAAUAAUAAUAAUAAUAAUAAUAAUAAUAAUAAUAAUAAUAAUAAUGAUAAAAAUAAUAGUAAGAAUAGGAAUAAUAAUAAUAAUAAGAAUAAUAAUAAUAGUAAUAAUAUUAACAAUAAUAUCAAUAGUAAUAAUACUAAUAGCAGUAAUAAUAAUCAUACUACUAUGAACAAAAAUAAUAUUAAUAACGAUAAAAAUAAAAAUAACAAUAGUAAUAAUAAUAAUAAUUACAUUAAAGAUAAUAAUAGUUGCAACACCAACAGUAAUAAUAUUAAAGAUAAUAAUAGCAGUAAUAAUAGCAAUAAAAAUAAUAAUACUAUUACUACUAAUAAUAAUAAAAAUAAAAACAAUAAUAAUAAUAAUAAGGAUAAUAAAGAUAAUAAUAAUAAGGAUAAUAAAGAUAAUAAUAAUAAAGAUAAUAAAGAUAAUAAUAAUAAUAAUAAUAAUAAUAAAGAUAAUAAUAAAGAUAAUAAUAAUAAUAAUAAAGAUAAUAAUAAAGAUAAUAAUAAUAAUAAUAAAGAUAAUAAUAAAGAUAAUAAUAAUAAUAAAGAUAAUAAUGAUAGCAAUAAUAGUAUCAAUAAUAAUGACACUACUAAUAAUAAUAAUAAUAGUAAAAACAACACAGUUAAUAUUGGUAAUAAAAAUUUAAAAAGUAUCAAUAAUUAUAAUUUAGUUAAUCAAAAAAAAAAUGGAAAUAUAGAAUUUGCUAAUUUUGCAAAUGAUACAGGAGAAAUUACGAAAGCUCUAAAUUUUAAUGAGCAUUUAAAUAGUGAAAUGAAAAAUGAAAAAACGUUUCUUAUUAGUAAUUCAAAUGAUAUUGCAGAUAAGAAUACUUAUAAUAAUUUUUUAAGCAAUAUGAAUUAUUUUAAAUCAGAUAAUAGUAAAUUAUGCAAAAAUUCUAGCAAAAGUAAUACUCAGCAUUUUUUAACAAAAAAUAAUUUAUCUAAUAAUAAUACAUGUGGUAAUGAAAAUAAUACAAAUAUUAAUGAUUUAAAUAAUGGUAGUAUUUUAAGUAAAAGUAUAAAUAAUAGUAUAAGUAAUGAAAAUAAUUAUAAUAUAAAUAAUAAUACCAACAAUAAUGACGGUAACUCAGAUAUUAAUAUUUUCAACAAUAUGAUUAAUAAAAACAUAAAUAAUUGCAAUGAUCUUAUUCAUAAUGAGAUGAACAAUUUUAAUAUAGUGAAUAAUUUAAAUAAAAUUAAAUUAUCGCACACUUUUAAGAACUCUCUGAAGAAUUAUAACAAUUUAAAUGAAAAUAUAAAUAUUGCAAAUAAUUAUGCGGACAAACAAGUAGAUAAUGAAAGUUUAAAUAAUUUUUAUAUUAAUAACGACAAUCCAAUGGAUAAUAUAAAUAUGAAUAAUAACAUUGUAAAUAAUUCAAAUUUUUACUUUAAUAAUAAUGAAAUUAAUACAGCUAAUCAGCAAUAUUAUAAUUCUCAUAUAGAAUUAUUUCCUGAUAAGAUGAAAAACAAAUUAUUUAAUGACAAAAAUAAUAAUAAAUCUAUAUACAACGAUAAAAAGGAUGAAUUAAAUAUAAAUGACAAUUAUAAUGAAAAUAGCUUUCCAGAUAAGAAAACUCAUACUGAGAACUAUGCAGUUUUUGAAUCAUCGGAUAAUAAUUUUAAUUAUUCAAAUUAUGAUUUUAAAAAUAAAGACCAAAAAAAUUUUUAUGAAACUUGA
Plasmodium relictum is the source of this 4752-nucleotide messenger RNA. It is a transcript of the gene CAF1, whose product is annotated as CCR4-associated factor 1, putative. Gene Ontology annotation, cellular component: CCR4-NOT complex; P-body; CCR4-NOT core complex. Lineage: Eukaryota; Apicomplexa; Aconoidasida; Haemosporida; Plasmodiidae. The transcript has a single exon. The record is from RefSeq and is a predicted model, not a curated record. Gene Ontology annotation, molecular function: poly(A)-specific ribonuclease activity; nucleic acid binding. Bases 1 to 4752 code for a protein of 1583 amino acids.